This is a messenger RNA of Carassius gibelio (silver crucian carp), 1348 nucleotides long. Its product is annotated as alpha-N-acetylgalactosaminide alpha-2,6-sialyltransferase 1-like. NCBI's taxonomy places the organism in Eukaryota, Metazoa, Chordata, Actinopteri, Cypriniformes, Cyprinidae. The transcript is spliced from 9 exons. The coding region runs from base 126 to 1295 and encodes 389 amino acids. Gene Ontology annotation, molecular function: sialyltransferase activity. The record is from RefSeq and is a predicted model, not a curated record.
UGUAAUCCAGAAAUAAACAACUGGUUUGAUGAUGUAAUACAUUUGAAUAGGUAAAUUAUAAAACGGUGAAUCUUUCACAUGAAUGGGGCCAGAGUGAUGACAUGAGUGGAAACUGGUCAUGAAAUAUGCAGAACGCCUGGGCUGUUAUUAGCAUCAUACUGACUUGUUGCAUGCUGCUUUAUCUAGUGCUUUGGAUGAAUCUUUCUGAACAGUUUUACAGUUUGUACAGUGAAAAACCCAUUUACUCCACUGAGCAAGAAAUCAACAUAACACCCAUUCCAGUUCUCUAUAAGAAAAAUUUUACAAAACUUCCAGUGUGGGAUUUUGAAGACUUUUAUUUGCGAGACAAUGAAGCAAGAGAUCCUACCUGUCCAAAGUCCCUUUACAACACAGAGGAUCUCAAGUUCAAGGAGAAAGUUCUUCCUGACAUUCAGCUGUGGCUGUACAAAGGUCUACUCAACAUAACAGAAUGGAAUCGAUUAGCACACUUCAACAAUCCCUUCGGCUUCAUGGAAUACAAGUACAAUGAGAUAAAAAGAGCAGUGGAUUUGAUACCAAAGCCCAAGUCUUCAAUAUUACUGCCUGUGCAUGAAAAUUCAAAGGAUGGCUGUAUCCGCUGUGCUGUUGUGGGCUCUAGUGGCAUUCUCAAUAACUCAAAGAUGGGCAAAGAGAUAGACUCCCAUGAUUAUGUUUUUCGAGUAAAUGGGGCUGUUACUCAAGGUUACGAGGAGGAUGUUGGAAACAGAACAUCAGUUUAUAUACACACUGCUUUUUCCUUGUAUUCCAACAUUCUGAGUUUAAAAAAGUAUGGCUUUAACAGUGUUCCACAAGAUGAGGGUAUCAAAUAUGUAAUGAUCCCUGAAGGCCGGAGGGACUUUGAGUGGCUCCAAGGCCUUUUGCAGGGAAAAGAAGCCAACGGGUCAUUCAAGGGUGUGAGGCCACUGAAAUAUUUCGAAGGGAAAUUUAACGAGGGUAGAUUCUAUGUUCUUCACCCUGACUUUCUUCGAUACAUUCGCAACAGAUUAAUGCCUUCCAAACAAAUGCAGGGCAUUCACUGGUCAUUGUACCGACCGACCAAUGGAGCGUUUGCUUUGUUCUUGGCUAUUCACACAUGUGAUAUUGUGGACGCCUAUGGAUUUAUCACAGAAGACCACCAUAAGUACUCCAACUAUUAUUAUGAAAAGUUAAAAAAAACAAAUGUAAUUUUCUAUAUCAACCAUGACUAUGGACUGGAGAUAAAGACUUGGAAGAAACUGCAUGACUCUGGAAUCAUUAGACUUUUCCAAAGACACUAACACAUCGAAAACAGAAGAAGACUCUUUGUUCUGUCAACAGGCGUUAUUUUACA